AUGUCUCUAAAACCAAUUACUCUUUGGGGUCAUGAUAGUGGGCCGAAUGCAUGGAAAGUCGCUAUGAUUUUAGAGGAACUCAAUGUGCCAUACGAUUUCAAGAUGAUUUCGUUCCCAGAUAUGAAGAAGGAACAAUACGAAAAAAUCAAUCCCAACGGUCGUGUUCCUGCAAUUGAGGAUCCAAAUACUGAUAUAACGCUAUGGGAAUCGGGAGCCAUCAUUGAAUACCUUGUCGAAACUUACGACAAAGACAACAAAAUCAGCUUCCAUCCGGGAACGAAAGACUACUACGAAGCCAAGCAAUGGUUAUAUUAUCAGGCAUCUGGUCAGGGACCAUACUUUGGACAAGCCGUGUGGUUUACUGUCUAUCAUCCCGAGAAACUCCCACUUAUCAUUGACCGCUACGUCAAUGAGGUACGCCGUGUCUCCGGUGUUCUGGAUAAAGUUUUACAGGGCAAGAAAUUCCUGGUUGGAGGCAAAUUUAGCUACGCGGAUGCGGCUUUUGUGACUUGGUAUGUCAUUGUUUUCCUUUUUGCUGACAGGAUCAACCUUGAAACGGAUUUUCCGACGUUGAAUUCUUGGUUUGAGGGAAUGAAGCUCCGUCCAGCUAUUGCGAAGAUCUUGAAGGAUCGCGAAGCUGCCAUGAAAAAGAAUUAG
Messenger RNA from Exophiala bonariae, 657 nucleotides. RefSeq lists its product as uncharacterized. NCBI's taxonomy places the organism in Eukaryota, Fungi, Ascomycota, Eurotiomycetes, Chaetothyriales, Herpotrichiellaceae. Bases 1 to 657 code for a protein of 218 amino acids. The transcript has a single exon. The record is from RefSeq and is a predicted model, not a curated record.